UAAUAGUUUUAGAUCAGCACAUCCGUCGAUCAGCCUUUCGGACUUCGAAACUUGAACAUCUCCCCGUCAUCUCCUGCAGAACACACGGAAGGGAAAUGGACUCAAUCCUGCUGGAGAGAGGAUGUUCGGCGGGGGGCGAUGGAGAAGGUCCUAACCUCGGGUCGGUGGACGCCUUAUCCUCCGUCUUCGCCAGGAUGCGCCGCUCGCACGCCGAACACAGCCAGGCUUGUGAUACUCUGGAGGGCUUGAUCGCACAGGGGAACAGGGAGCAACAGAAGAUAAAAGCAGAGAUAGAACAGAUUAAAGAGCGCCUGCAGGCCAAGGCGACGAGAGACCCCCACCAAGAAGCCGUGGUGGCCAACCUUACAUCGAGCGUGGCGAUGAUGCGGGAACAGAUCCGGGUCGCAGAGACGGAGAAAACCCGCCUGCAGGAGGAACACGAGGCGCUGAGGCAGAGGCUGGACUCGCUGCAUCGAUCAUACCUCACGCGGUUCGAGCAGAUCAGGACCCGAUACGCUGGACGUCUAGUGGACAAUACAAAGCUGGAGUUGAAGCUUAAGAUGAGCCAGCUGGCGGAAAGAAAGAGCGCGGCUGCUUCCAGAGUAUCCAGCUUGGAAAAGGAAAACAAACGGAAAGGACUUGAAGACUGGAAGAAAUUUCGGGAGAUUAUCGUGGUGCUCCUCAAGUCACGGAAGAAGCUGGGUGAAGAAUGGGACAAGAAACGGCAGCAGGAAACCCAAAUCAGGUCACUAAGAGAAGCAAUCCAGCAGAAGGAAUUAGAGCUGACAGCAAGGAAGGAAAGGGAGGCCGCCCUAGAGAAAGAAAAGUCCACGGCUCGAGCGAAGUCAGAACAACCCUCGCCACGCCCGCAAAGGUGGCUUUCGUCCUUGCAAAAAGUAUCGCAGCAGCCGGAGGUGAAGUUGACAGCGCAGACUACAGGCAAGGUCAGACGUGACACACCUCGUCCCAAUCGCUUUGAUACUGGCCUCGAUCUGCUCAAGGCGUCUAAGUUCAGGAAGAAGUUUCAUCUUACCGUCUCAUCUGGAGACUCCAGAAGCGAGGACACUCCGGAUACUCAAAGUGUCACUGAAGAAUCCUCAGAUGGUGAUCGUGUCACCUCCCAGCCUGGUCCCAGCUCGACGCCCGCUCCAUUACUCAACCUAGGUCAGAGUCCCAUACUAGUUAGCAGACAGGCCAGUUUGCCUGUAACAGCCAAGGAUUCUAGAUAUGGAGCCUCUGCCCAAAGUCUUCCUCCCUCAGUACCCAAUUUGGUGUUCAGCUCCAAGGUGAAGCAGGGUCAUCUUCCCACGGGUUCUAUUCUUAGAGAUGGCACCCCUAGCCGCCCCUGCACAUCCUAUGGCCAAGAUUCCACCAGCUCUCAGGAGGAACACAGGACGGUGGCAAGUUCCUCUCAUCAGAGUUUUUCUGGGUACUCGGGACACUUGGCAGACGUGUCCAACACCUCGGAAUCGACCCCAGACCAGGUUUCGGUCGGUAGAAGCCCCUCGUGUGCCAACACUCCUUCACCCUCCAUUUCAUCUGGCUUUCGACCCCGGUGCUCAACUGGUUCCAGGGUACCUACAUCGACCUCAAACUUUGUGAACGAGUUGUCAUCCAUCACAGAGACCGAAGUGUCAAUGGAUGAAAAGAACCAAAGUAGUAGUUCGGAAGACAUUUGGUACACACCUCCGUCACCCUCGCAGCUGCCUACCAAAGAGGUCCGACAGGCUUAUGUCUCGUCGCUCCUCAAUAGCCCCGAGUUUACCUUUAAAAAAGCGCCAACUCCUCCUAAGCUUUUCUCACAGAGAAUGGGGCCAUCUGAAUCAUCUAGGCAGUCAGACAUGGCACAGAGUAAGAUUUCUUCGUCUACAGCCAAGAGCCACAGUCAGCAGCAUCUUGGAGUAGUUUCAGAUCAAGCACAGGAAUACGUAGCAGGCCCGCAACCGAAGUCUACAACAGGAGAGCUAGAAAUGGAACAAGAAUCAGGCGUGGGGGAAAGCCCGAAAUGCCGAUCCAACACCAUUCUAACAUCGACUCCAGGAAAGACACAGAUAUCCAAGAAAGAUUACACAACAGAAUAUACUACUACACCUGAGUGUUCAGACCUAAACAAGGCAGGUUUUUUAGAAGACAUGGAGUUGGAAACUGAGGAAGCAUCAGGCCAAAUGAUGAACAGCCUUCAAUUCCAGUCUUCACAGGGCUUUAUCGUGGAAGCGGAUGGAGAUGCUGAUGGCACUAGAACAUCCGGCACUGACCAGGCUGAUAAGUCUUUCAUUGGAAGUGUGGAAACUUCCCAUUAUGCUUCGCUAGUUAGCAGAAACGAUUCGGCCGUAACAACUGCUCCUUCAAGCAAUACCUCUCCUUCAGAAGGCAACACCGCAUUCACACACUCAUCUCCUUCUAGCACUGCAGAGGUCCACAAAGACCUUUUAACAUUUUCCAUGUGCGUCGACACGUCGUCGAGCAGCGCCAGUUCGAGGCACCCGAAGCCUACCUCGCCAGGGAGUUCCUUCAACUUCAUGUUAGGAGAAAGUUCGGAUUCUGGCAGAGGGACGCCCGGAGCUCUUCGUCUCUUUGGUUCGCCAGAGGACGCGGAUGGUUUUGACAAUACCAGCGAGGAAAGUUCCGGUGUUAACUUCUCACUUUUCGGGGACUCCCAGCCAUCUCAAGAAAGCGACAGUGGAGGAAGCUACUUUAACUUCGGCUUCGGCGGGACACGUGGUUCUCCCAGCACCAACUCCUCUCCCGGCAGCUUCAUUUCCUCGUUCUACGAUAGCUCCUCCUUCUCCUCCUCCUCCUCCCGGAGUUCCGAGAGGGAGGGCGGCGGGGCAGGAUUCAGGCUUUUCUGAAUGAAAGACCUUGUGCAAGACGGUGUUUCUGUGGUAGGAGGGCUUUGUUAGGGUAUGGAGAUAUGACGCUUUUCUUUUUCUUUUUUUAGUUUCGGUUUUGGACAUGAGAAAAUGUUUUUUUGUCCUGACUUAGCAGAUAUCGAAGAGUUCGAUUUGUUUGUUAACGGUAUAUUAGGGAGUGAGAUUUUGGUCAUGUGAGUUAAUGUGCUAAAAAGUAACUGAAGGAAUUACGCUGACAAACAGUUACCCUAUUUCAAAGAUAUAGAGUUGUGUUUAAAGAAAUGUUUCGAGUAUAUGUAUAUAUAUUUUCUUUAUUUUUGAGUUCUUAUUUCAUUCUUAUUUCAUCGUGUUUGAUAUAAAAUAAGGAUUGUCAUUUAUUAUUAGUUGAAUUUACCUCAACAAGUUAUUUUUAAUUUUCAUUUCAUCUAACUUCCCUGCAAAAAGUUAAAAUUGCAGAUUUCAAACAGUUUCUCUGGUUUCUAUGGUCUCAAGCAGACAAACUUUUGCAAUCACAUUUAUUCACAGUAUUACUGAAUUGCCAAAGACAUACUUUAUUCCAUCUUACUUCAAGACAUAUUAACUAAGUUCAUCAUAAUGAGACGCAAUACAAUUAUACAAACUUUAAAGGCUUAAGUAAAUAUCAAGAACUUUAUGAUUACUCACCAUACAACAAAAAGUGAUGCAGUGUCCUAGACAACUUGGAAAUCCUGUUGACAAAGCAUUCCAACAUACAAGCAUACUUUACACAUGGGGGAUUACUUAUAUCUGUGAAACGCUCGAAAGGAGUAGAAUUAAAAGAAUGAUUUCAUUCUUAUCUCUGACCAUAAUAACUUCCAUAAGCCCCCCAACCCUGCUGUCCGUAACCAUAACCGCCCUGUUGAGCUGGAUAGUCCCAUCCUUGGUAAUGUAAAGCUCCAUACCCCUGUGCAUAGGCCUGGUUGUAGCCUUGGUAAUUUGUGUUAACCGCCUGUUGUUGCUGUACUGUUCCUGUUGUGCCAUUGACGGUCUUCUCUUGGCUCUUGGUCGGAUCGCAUCAAAUCCCCGGUUAAACACCUUCAUAGCUGUUUCCUUGGUACCGUUGCGUCUUUCAAGGUCAGUCUUUCCAGUAGCCAUAGCAAUAGGGAUAGCGACCAAGGAAUCCAUCAUAGGCUUCUCGUCCGGAUACCAAAUAGCUCUUUAAAUCAAAUAACCGUGUAAGGAACGAGAGGCAUCCAAAGUUUUACACACAAGCACACUUUCUUGGUUCCUAUAGUCACGGCGAUUGGUUUGAAAACGAAAGAAAGGCUUACACUUAGAUUGAUUUGAAUGAGGAUUAUUAUGUUUUAUCUAAUUUGCGAAAUGAAGUAAGCAAAGGCAUUUUCGUAGAGAAAAGCUAAUGAUUGACAUAUGGGUUAUGUCAACUUAUAUUUAUUCUUUAGUAUCAGUGUAUGCAGUUUAUUACAUACAUUGCGUAAGAAUCUGAUUACGAUUAAAUAUGUCUUUUUUUUUACCUUUUACAUUUUGUUUAAAGUACUUUGCCGUAUCACUUUUCAAUUGAUUAAUAGCUAUGAUGAUAGGUAAUUCGGAGUUCAGCCUUAAAUAUAUUGUAUGAAAUCUCA
Molecule: messenger RNA, 4447 nt
Organism: Penaeus vannamei (Pacific white shrimp)
Lineage: Eukaryota; Metazoa; Arthropoda; Malacostraca; Decapoda; Penaeidae
Source: RefSeq, a predicted model, not a curated record